Molecule: messenger RNA, 2180 nt
Organism: Amblyraja radiata (thorny skate)
Lineage: Eukaryota; Metazoa; Chordata; Chondrichthyes; Rajiformes; Rajidae
Gene: lin7b
Product: lin-7 homolog B (C. elegans)
Exons: 6
Coding region: 36-641 (201 amino acids)
Molecular function (GO): protein binding
Source: RefSeq, a predicted model, not a curated record
GUCGCCAGGGCAGGUCACGUGACAGCGGCUUCACCAUGGCGGCGCUGGCGGAGAAUCUGUCGUUGGAGAGAGAUGUCGCCAGGGCCAUCGAGCUGCUGGAGAAGUUACAGCGAAGUGGCAACGUCCCGCCGCAGAAGCUGCAGACCUUGCAGCGAGUUCUUCAGAGCAAGUUCUGCUCCGCUAUCCGAGAGGUGUAUGAACAGCUGUACGAGACACUUGACAUCAGUGGCAGCCCCGAGAUCAGAGCUCAUGCGACAGCCAAGGCGACGGUGGCAGCGUUUGCAGCCAGUGAGGGGCAUGCUCACCCUCGCGUUGUGGAACUUCCCAAGACCGACGAGGGGCUCGGCUUCAACAUCAUGGGCGGGAAGGAACAGAACUCCCCCAUCUACAUCUCCCGGAUCAUUCCCGGAGGAGUAGCUGACAGACACGGGGGACUGAAACGUGGAGAUCAGCUUCUCUCCGUUAAUGGAGUGAGCGUGGAGGGGGAGCAGCAUGAGAAGGCAGUGGAGCUGCUGAAGGCGGCACAGGGCACAGUGAAGCUGGUGGUGCGUUACACGCCCAAGGUGCUAGAGGAGAUGGAGGCUCGCUUUGAGAAGAUGAGGACAGCUCGGCGCAGGCAGCAACACACCAGCUACUCGUAGGUCUCAGCAAGGCAGAGGCUGCCGGUCGCUGGAAUCAAGAGGAUAGCCACCCCGAGCUCCUGUUUCCAGAGGAGGGCCUGCUACCAAGCAUGUGACAGCUGUUGUGCGUGUAGCCAAAUGGCCCCAAACUUUAGGUCUGACCAUGAAAAACGACGCGCUUAAUUACACUGUUCAGAGGUAUCAUCUUUUCAUGCGUAUGUUGUUGGGAGAGAUUUGUGGGGUUGGUGGAGAUGAGUGGUGGGUGAUUCAGUGCAGUACUGUGAUCGUGGUGUAGCUGAGCAAACGUCAGGGACAUUUCUUGUUUAAGGUGACACCCCUUUACAUAUCAUGAGCUUACAAAGGGCUGGAAUCUCCAGCUGGCAAAGGUGUUUACUCCUAGUUCUUGUGAAUUGACCGACAUGUUUUCACCACUUCUCUCCUUUCCCUGCGAUCAAUGGCUUCUUUCAUUCCGAGGCUUGAGGUAACAUUUAAACGCCAUGAUUUGAGUUCUUCAUUCAUUAAUAGGAAUUCCACUGGCAAAGGUGUUUGGUUGGAUGAGAGAUCUGUUUAGGAUGAGGACCACAAGUUUACAUUUAACAUUUAUAUUUUAAGACAUUUCUAUUUAGCAAGCAAACGAGGUUUAUGUUUGUUCGACUUGAGGUUUUGUUCCUCUCAGUAUGAAUUUGGCUUUGUUUGACGGGAUAGGGUCAGGUAAACAUGGACCGGACCCCGUUAUCUGAGAGAUUUGUUACCUAUUGAAAUUGCAGAGGCAUUAUUUAAUAAUUUGGAACUCUGAAGAGAAUUGCAUCUAUUUGUGGAAAAGCAUUAAAUGCGAAACGGCUGAGGUUGAUUUAAGAUUCCCAAUAGAAUUCUGUCUCCUCCCCCACUCCUCCCCCCAGUCCUCCAGGAAGAAAUAUCUGGCAAACAAUUGUAUAACAGCACUAAUUAUUUUUGUCUUUGUGUAAGCAACUGACUGCAGUUUACCUGAAAAAAGCAUUGAUCUGAUGUGAACCUGGUUCCUUCUGGGCAGAUGGUGUCAGCCUGUAAAGUUGUGCUGUUGUAUCCUGGCUCAGACCCUGGUUUGAACCCAGACCCACAGACUACGUUGUCCUUAUGGGUUACAUAUGUUGAAGCCUCUCCUUAGCUGACUUUCUCGUGGUUCAGUCUGCCCUCCCGCCCCUCCCUCCUGGAUUUGUUGUAUUCUGGUAAAGAUGUGGACUGCCAUAGUUCAUAAUCCAUCAUUCAGGGUACAGCAAUCACCUUUCCUACCGGGCCCGUUACUGGUUGUGUUGUGAAUGUAGCACGGACCAUUUUCUCACUGGGAUGAGCAGAAUCCUGCCCUGGCACCCUUCAAUCCCUGCUGUUCUUACUGAAGUAGUUACUGAAGGCCAUUGUGCCCAUCGGGCUAGUACUGUGCCAGUGAUGCUGCCCACCUGGCUGCUUACUGUCACAGUCAGUGCAUCAGGUUCUCAUGGUAGCAGUUGUAUCUGCCCAGCCGAGGGUAACAGAGUGACCAGUAAUUGGUGCACAUCUUCGUCUGAUUAAAGAUGUGAGAGGGAA